Messenger RNA from Magnolia sinica, 2240 nucleotides. RefSeq lists its product as uncharacterized. NCBI's taxonomy places the organism in Eukaryota, Viridiplantae, Streptophyta, Magnoliopsida, Magnoliales, Magnoliaceae. The coding region runs from base 412 to 1584 and encodes 390 amino acids. The transcript is spliced from 2 exons. The record is from RefSeq and is a predicted model, not a curated record.
UGAGAGGGUUUGUGUUCGUGCGCAUCCUCUAUGAAGACGAAGCCAGAGCAGCCAUUGGAGUGUUGGAUGGUAAGCAGAUUGAUGGGAGAGUGGUCUCCGUUUAGGCAGUGAUCUCCAAACCGGGUCAACAGAGGAAAUCUAAUCAUAACCAUCAACAAAACCCUGAACCGAUCCCCCUGAAGCCUAAAUUAUACAGUGAAAUCCUCAAGAGAAAACCCCCACCCUUACAUCCGAAACCUACAGUCGCUGAGACUUAUUCCGUCACAGCGGACCUAGCCUCGGUCGAUCAUAGGAGACGAUGUUUGGAGACGAGUUUGUGGUUUCACGAGCCAACCACAAACUCCCAUCAUCCACCUCCUCUGGGCCCUCAGGAACUCCAUAUUUAUAACAUCGGCUGUGGAUAUUGUCAGGAUGUCCCCGCAUGCUUUUCUACUACAGUUCAAAUCCAGAGAGGAGCUCAGCGAUUUUUCCACUGACUUAGCCCUUCACUCAGCCAUGGGUCUGGACAGGUUUGAACCGUGGCAUCCAAAUUCGGUGAUUGGUCACGACGGUUCCUGGAUUAGAUUGUAUGGAAUCCCAGCCCACGCCUGGUUCGAAUUGGUGAUCGUUGAUAUCGGACAGCACUUUGGGAAGGUGGUUCAGGUAGACUCGAUGGCAGGAUAUGGCCUCUUCCAGGUCUUUGCAAGAGUGAAGAUUAUCUUGAAGCCAGGGAGGGAUUUAUCCAAAGUCAUUGAACUUAAGGCGGGUCAGGACGCCUACCUGGUAUUUGCAGCGAUUGAGGAUGCUGGAGGUGAGCUCCGGAGCUUCUCCCACACUCACCCAACCCCAAAGGUACCGCCAGAUAAAAAUCAGAAUACAAGGGAUUGGGUUGUAUCUACCUUCUUCCAAAACAAGGGAGAGCAACUAGGGUGUCCCCUAUCUGCUCGACAUAAUGCCCCUCAAAGCUCAAGUGUAAAAGGCUCCACGGCAAGUCUAGUCAACAGAUCCCUGAGCGAUGUGAGCCCCCAGGACUCUUUCAUCCCAGCAAAGCCAGCCUCAGCAGAACCGCUAGCCAUUGCCUUCCCUUCCAGGGAAGUUGCACUCCUCAGGGGCCUUGAUCAACAGCAACAAAACACUCCAGCUUUGCAGACAGAGGAUAUCCAAAGCACCUGCUCCCCAAGCCUUCACCCAGCUCCCACAGCCUCCAUCCAUCCAGAGCAGGUCUCCUUCCCAGCUCUCAAUCAGCACCAAACAGUGAAUGCUGAUCAAGCCGUUAGUGAUAUCAGAUUCCGGGUGCAUCCUCUCAUGCGGGAAGACAAUAUUACUACUGCCGGUAAUAAGCCUGACUGCCUAAUCCCCUACCAUAGGAGAAUGCAUUCCCAAUCAGAGGGAGCCAAGCCGAGAAAUCCUACAAUCAUUUGCCAACCAUCAGGAGACAUCUCUCCUACUCAGGUGAUAUCGAUAGCUAGAAUUGAAGCUCCCUCUCCAGACAUGGGCCAAAUUCAUAUAGACCUAUCGCUAUUCUUCCAAGCUUGCCCAAAUCAAAGCCCGGACCGUCUACAACAAGAUAGCCUUAUCCAACCCAACAAGGCUAAGCAAGUGUAAGGCAUUUCAAUGGUAUCUGUGAGAGAAAGGCCAGCAGUGGACUUGUCGGAUAAACAGCCAGCUUCAGAAGAUGAUAGGGGACACACAAUUGGAGAAGCAGACAGUGCAGCCAGAGUUUACCUGAGCAGCUUCAUCAAGUCUUGGUGAGGCAAAAAGAGGAGUAAGAGCAACAGGGCCAUCAACUCGGGUAGCGCUUCUGAUGGAUAGUAUCCUUCUUUGGAAUGUGAGGGGAAUUGGGAAUUCUCCCUCAGUCAGACAUAAAAAGACUCAUCUCCAUCUACAAACCAGGGAUAGUGAUCGUCAUAGAACCCAUGAUUGCAGACGCUAUGAGAGUGAAAACAGGGUUGGCCCACCAUGAGGAUUAUCUUAUGUAAAAAUCAGCCCCAUCUACUCAUAAAGCAGACCAUACUAGUAUUUUGUCAUAUAUCAGUGGCUAUAAAUUAUUUUCUAUGGUGUGGCCCACCAAUGAAAGAAUGGGGUUUAUUUUUGUACAAGGAGAUCCUCAUGGCGUGGCCAAUCUGUUGGAUGGGGUGGAUGCUAGUUGGAAGUGUCUGGUUGGGUGUACGGUUAGGUGUGAGAAUUUCUCAUACAUAAUUCCGACUAAUUAAGAGAAAUUCUCCGGUCUUCUCAUAACAAUAUAAGUUGUAUUUCUCCUA